AUGUAUGCUGUGUCUAUUAGUGAUGAAGGUGACUGUUACCGGUGUUUCCCGCCUGACCCAGGCAUUGAGACUGCUGCUCUAGGUACUGGUGAGGCUGCUGCUCUAGGUGCCAGUGAGGCUGCUGCUCUAGGUGCCAGUGCGUCUGCGUCCUUAGGUGCUGGUGAGUCUGCACUCGCGGGUACCGCGUCGGCUUCGGCCUCCCUCACCUUCACACUUGACUCAGGGGCUUCUCGCUCCUUCUUUCGAGACCGCACCACACUCACGCCGCUUGGUGGGCCGGUUGCAGUCUCCCUGGCAGACCCCUCUGGGGGUCCUGUCCUUUCUCACUUCUCCACUGUCCUCCCGUGUCCGGCGGCCCCCUCUGGCACCUUGUCUGGUCUUUACCUGCCCUCGUUCUCUACGAACUUGGUGAGUGGUGCUGACCUACAGGAUAUGGGGGUUCACCAAUUUACUCCUGCGAGUCAGCGGGUGACUCACUGCUCGGACGCUCGCACAGGCCGGCACCUGGCCACGUUUACGCGUCGGCCGGGGUCGAGCCUGUACACCCUGACCACUGAGUCUCCUCCUGUCCCUGCGUCUGGUCAGGUAGCUGCGUCGGGUCAGGUGUUUGCUGCAGCGUCCAGGUCUGGUUCUGAGUCUGCCCCCUACUCGUGUUGCCUCCUGUCUCACGAGACUCUCCUCUGGCACCACCGCCUUGAUCACCCCUCCCUGCCUCGUCUCCGAGGCAUGGCCUCCCGUGUCCUUGUCUCUGGUCUUCCCCGGUCCCUCCCUCCCCUUCCUCCGGGGCCUGGCCCCACUUGCGUCCUCUGUGUCGAGGGGCGGCUGCGGGCUGCCCCUCACUCCUCUCAGUUUCCCCCGACAGAGGCCCCGCUGCAGACGCUUCACAUGGACGUGUGGGGCCCGGCCCGCGUCCGUGGACAGGGUCACGAGCGCUACUUCCUGCUGGUGGUUGACGACUACUCGCGUUACACCACAGUCUUCCCCUUGCGCAGCAAGAGUGAUGUCACUGAGACCUUUACGCUUCCGGACUCUCCACAGCAAAAUGGGAUUGCUGAGUGCCGCAUUGGCAUGGUCAUAGAGGUCGCCCAUACGUCCAUGAUGCAUGCGGGUGCCCCCAAUUUUCUGUGGCCGUUUGCGGUUCGGUACGCGGCGCAUCAGAUCAACCUUCACCCCAGGGUCUCCAUGCCGGAGACCUCCCCAGCUUUGCUGUGGACGGGGAAGGUAGGCGAUGCGUCUGCAUUCCGUGUCUGGGGAUCUCGGGCGUUUGUCCGCGACUUGUCUGCGGACAAGCUGUCCCCUCGUGCUGCUCCUUGCGUCUUCCUUGGCUUCCCCCCUGACGCGCCAGGGUGGCAGUUCUACCACCCCACCUCUCGUCGUGUUCUGUCCUCCCAGGACGUCACGUUUGACGAGUCGGUCCCCUACUACCGCCUCAUCCACUACCGCACUCCGUCCCUCCCCCCGCCACCGCUCUUCCUUGUGCCAGUCGAGCCUGUCGAGGUUACUGGUGACUCUGGUGCUGCUGAGGGUGCUGAGCCUGGGGGUGCUGACUCUGGGGGUGCUGAGCGUGUGGGUGCUACGCCUGGGGGUGCUGAGCCUGAGGGUGCUACUACUGGGGGUGUUGAGUCUGGGGGUGCUGAGCCUGGGGGUGCUACGCCUGGGGGUGCUGGGCCUUGGGGUGCUACGCGUGGAGGUACUGAGCCUGGGGGUGCGGAGCCUGAGGGAGCUGGGCCUGCUGGUGCUGUGCCUGGCGGUUCUCCGGGUGCUUCGUCGUGCCGAGAGCCACUCUCUCCACAGGAGCUGCGUGAGUGGUUUGCCCGGCGCUAG
Closterium sp. NIES-65 is the source of this 1824-nucleotide messenger RNA. The record is from the annotation of a GenBank genome assembly. Lineage: Eukaryota; Viridiplantae; Streptophyta; Zygnematophyceae; Desmidiales; Closteriaceae.